AUGUGCUAUCUCCUCACUUUCUGUUUCUCUCUAUCUACCUCCUACGUGUUCCCUCUCACUACUGUGUUCCCUCUCUCUCUAAAUCCUCCGCGUUCCCUCCCCCUCUCUCUAAAUCCUGUGCAUUCCCUCUCUCUCCCUAAAUCCUGUGCAUUCCCUCUCUCUCUCUCUACCUCCUCUGUGUUUCCUCUCUCUCUCUCUACCUCCUCUGUGUUUCCUCUCUCUCUCUCCUACCUCACUCUCUCUGCGUUCACACUCACGCACUCUCUCUGCGUUCACACUCACGCACUCUCUCUGCGUUCACACUCACGCACUCUCUCUGCGUUCACACUCACGCACUCUCUCUGCGUUCACACUCACGCACUCUCUCUGCGUUCACACUCACGCACUCUCAUGCACUCUGUGUUCCUCGCACUCUCUCUCUCUCUCUGCCCUGUGCGUUCCUUGCACUCUCUCUUUUUCAUAGAGACAGUAUUUUGCAAACCAUGA
Messenger RNA from Acanthosepion pharaonis, 486 nucleotides. Lineage: Eukaryota; Metazoa; Mollusca; Cephalopoda; Sepiida; Sepiidae. The record is from the annotation of a GenBank genome assembly.